This is a messenger RNA of Phytophthora nicotianae INRA-310, 2565 nucleotides long. RefSeq lists its product as hypothetical. Bases 18 to 572 code for a protein of 184 amino acids. The record is from RefSeq and is a predicted model, not a curated record. The transcript is spliced from 2 exons. Lineage: Eukaryota; Oomycota; Peronosporomycetes; Peronosporales; Peronosporaceae.
GAUCGCAACCUUGCGCAAUGAUCAUCCGCGCCGUGAGCGACAGCGACAGCGACGACGACCUACUGAGCGCCGCCCAGGCCGCAUCAGCUCCUCGUCGCUCUGUAUUCGACCCUCCUGAACUUCCCAACUCCACAAAAGGCAAUACCGCUCGAUACUCAUGGUUCGCGGCAUGUGGGACUUUGGUUUUGCUGCUGCUCGUGGACCUGGCUGCCAUGUUCGACCCUUCCCCCGACGUCUUCGCGCUGCUUCCACUGCUAACACCCACACUUUUCUACGAUGAGACCAUCAUUCUUUAUCCUACUGCGUCCAUUAUCAAUCAAUUCGUGGGCUUGGCGCUUGUCGGCGUCUGGAUCUACACAAGAGAGAAGAGCUUCGCCUCUGGAGACUCAACACAAUGGCUACGCAACGCCCGCUACGGUCCAUUGACAGUAGGGGCUCUACUCUGUCUAGGCCACGUCGUAUCGUGUCUAUAUCUUCUCUUCGCGCUGCUGGAGAGCAACGGAGACCGCACCAAGUUCUGGCUCGGACGAAAGCAUUCCCGACACAGUACAAAUCCCUACGGACGCGUCUAGUGCCCGACUAGAGUUUUUGCCGUCUUGGCUGCUUCAGGGUCCAGCACUUGGUCUAAAAUGUCUUUUAUAGAGUUAAUCUGCAUAUUAUCCGCCUUCUUCCAGAGCUUAUAGUUCUGGUGAGCCUGAUCCAGAAUGGUCUUAAAUUCGGGACGGAAUACCGCUUCAGCCACCACUUCGAAGAACGGUAACACGAUAAACUCGAAGAACCCGACUUGGUUACGAGCGCUAUUCUCGCUGUUUCGGUUCAUGAAAGGCGAGAUAUCCAUCCCCAGAGUGUGUUCGUCGUCUCCCUGCAAGAAAAACUCCUCAAUAAUGAGAUCAGACCAGCGAGAGUGAAGCUUCAAGGCCUUGGAGGAGUGACCGAGAUCUGCACACUUGAUAACGAUCUUCAUAAGUAGCAUGGGGGAGUGCUCUACCUCUGCAUCUUCCUGCGAGAUCAGCGCCGUCUUCAAGCUUCCCACAAGCUGCAGAUGAACAGUAAGGUCGGUUGAUAGCACCAUCUCUACGAUGGCCUUGCGUACUUCGCUGUACUGACCAGGUGAAAGACCCACGAAGAUGUUAAAAAGGGGGUCUUUAGCUAAGAAAAAGGCUUCGGAUAAGUGCAUGCGUUCCAGAACGGACGAGUCGCUGAACUCGAUGGCCAAGUCACUGCCGCUCUUAAUCAUAAAGUUGUUGUUCUUGCCUGGAUGCCUGAAAUCGUGGAUAGCAGCAGCGAUGAUCGCAGCGAAGACUUCCUGGUAAGUGAGUAAAUCCUGCAAGUAUCCAUUAUCCAUGACCGAGAUGAGAUAUUCCACUGAGCUGACGACAUCUGCAGCGUGGCAAUUGUUAUGCUGACAAACAACACUGGUUAGUCUACUGAACGUAAAAAAAAAAUUAAAUUGUGGCGUACGUAAGGAUUCCGAUGGUAUCCGAUGUCCAAGAAGUGAAGGAAGUUGGCCAGUGUGUCUUUGUUGACGGAGCAGAGGUCGAAGAGGUUGUGCUGCUCGAAGGCAAUAUACAGCGUCCACCUAAGACUUACUCGAACGUAUCGACACUCCAGCCAUCGCGUUCCAUGAGUUCUCCAACAGCAUUCAACACUUCAUCUGUCGGCGCUGUAACUUCUGGAUGUAGUCGUGUUUCAACACGAUUGGUUGGACUCAAGGAGACACUUGAGUUGCUGGAGCUCGCUGUCAUACUUCUAUCUGAAUCCUUGAUACUCGCAGGAUUCUCGAUGCUAUUCUGAAACACUGCGGAGGCUCGACGAUUACGUGUGUACGACUUGUUAGCAAGAACUGUAGUAGCCCACGACUUAAUGUCGCCGUCCAAGUCUCCAUCGCGCUUCAUUUUGAGCUGUUCAUGAAUAUCCGGCGCGAAGAGAUUUUGACCUUUUCGCAUGAGUAAAGUCACGAUCCCGUCCAGAUUUUCACGAAGUUCCGGUGACAAUUCAGUGGCGCGUUGCAAGGCCUUGAGAUCCAGUAAAACUUUGGCCAUAGGCGAGUCAAAGUCCAAUGGCGGGCUGCCAUCCCCAUGCCCACCUACGCGUUCUUCCAGCAUUUUCUUGAGACUUUUAUUCUCGUUGAGAAUAAUUUCUUUCUGUAAAUGAGACGCACGCGCUCGUUCCUCGACGAUCUUAGCAUGCAGGAAAUUGAGUCGCAAGAAGCGAUCGGUUUGACGGACACGGACCACUAGGACUGCUGAUACACAGACCAGAGUGAAGAUCAACAAGAACUUGUUGACCACGAAGAUAGUCGAGCUUGAGGCAGGGUAUUGAAGCGAGACGAGGAUGCAGAACUCCACGUUAAUUACAAACGCCAGUAGUAAAUAAUGGAAAGCGUCAAGCUUGAACAGAGGCGCCACUAACAAUACCACCAGUGGUCGCAAUAAGUUCAUGUUCAGAUGUGCCAUAGGAAUCGCCACUACAGAAUUCAGAUUGACAUUAGUAAAGAUCUCUUUAAGCAGAUGAUCAGUUAACGUACCUCGGUUAAUAUAUGUCAGCACAAGGUCAUGGCCUGAC